This is a messenger RNA of Closterium sp. Naga37s-1, 534 nucleotides long. The record is from the annotation of a GenBank genome assembly. Lineage: Eukaryota; Viridiplantae; Streptophyta; Zygnematophyceae; Desmidiales; Closteriaceae.
AUGCUCACCAGUGGUCGGCGCGGCAGGCGCAAGCCGGUGGCGACAGCGUGGCCGCUACAACUGCAGGGCGGGGCCGGGCCGCAGCAGAGAGCUCCGCAGCAGCUGCUGCAGGGCGGGGCCGGGCCGCGACGGCAGCUGCUCCAGGGGCAAGGGGCGGCUGCUGCAUGGCCAGGGGCGGCUGCUGCAGGGGCUGCUGCUCCAGGAGCCAGGGGCGGCUGCUGCAGGGGCGGCUGCUCCAGAGGCCAGGCGCGGAUUAGGUCAGGGCGACGCGGCGAGCAGGGGCGACGCCGCGGGCAGGUGACGACGCGGCGGGCAGGUGGCGACGCGGCGGGCAGGGCGACGCGGCGGGCAGGUGGCGACGCCGCGGGCAGGGCGACGCGGCGAGCAGGUGACGACGCCGCGAGCAGGGCGACGCGGCGGGCAGGUGGCGACGCCGCGGGCAGGGCUACGCGGCGAGCAGGUGACGACGCCGCGGGCAGGGCGACGCGGCGGGCGGGUGGCGACGCCGCGGACAGGUGGCGACGUCGCGGGUAG